UAUAUAGCGUAGCUGCUUAGAAUUAAGAUGGCUAUGCCUAAUAUAGAGAGAGACAGUGAGCUACUUGAGGCUCAAGCUCACAUAUGGAACCAAACAUUCAACUUCAUAAGCUCUGCAUCACUUAAAUGCGCAAUUCAACUUGGCAUACCAGAUAUCAUCCAAAACCAUGGCCAACCAAUUCCUCUCUCUAACCUCCUCGCCGAGCUACCAAUCAACCCCACAAAAAACCGUUGCAUCUAUCGCCUCAUGCGCAUUCUUGUUCAUUCCGGUUUCUUUGUUCAACAAAAAGUUGCCGGAAAUGAGCAAGAAGUUGAGUAUCUUCUCACACCGGCUUCUCAGCUUCUCACAAAGGACCAUCCCUUGAGUUUGUCACCAUUUUUGCUAGCCAUGCUUGAUCCAAUUGUAACCAAUCCAUGGCACUUUAUGAGCACUUGGUUCCAAAAUGAGGAUGAAACCCCAUUUUACACUGUUAAUGGGAGGACACUUUGGGACCAAGCUGGGCAGGAGCCGGUGCUGAACAAAUUUUUCAAUGAGGCCAUGGCUAGUGAUGCUCGGUUGGUGGCUAGUGUGGUGAUUAAUGAGUGUAAGGGAGUGUUUGAGGGGUUGAAUUCAUUGGUGGAUGUUGGGGGUGGCACUGGGACAGUGGCCAAAGCCAUUGCUGAGGCAUUCCCACACUUGAAGUGCACAGUGCUUGAUCUUCCACAUGUUGUUGCUAACUUGAAAGGGACUCAAAACUUGAACUUUCUUCAAGGGAACAUGUUUGAAGCAAUUCCUCCAGCAGAUGCAAUUCUACUCAAGUGGAUACUGCAUGACUGGAGUGACGAAGAUUGUGUGAAGAUCCUGAAGAGAUGCAGAGAGGCAAUUCCAAGCAAGGAGAAGGGUGGGAAGGUGAUAAUUAUAGACAUGAACAUGAUGAUACAGGAGAAAAACAAGAAAGAAGAUAAUGAAUCGAUUGAAACCCAGCUGUUCUGGGAUAUGUUAAUGAUGGUUACAGUAUCUGGUAAAGAGAGAAAUGAGGAGGAAUGGAAGAAGCUCUUCCUGGAUGCUGGCUUCAGUGACUAUAACAUAACGCCCGUACUGGGUUUAAGGUCUCUCAUUCAGCUUUAUCCUUAAUUAUUACUCCUCACAAUUAGGGUUGUGUCAUAAGUGCUUGCUUUGAAAUUAAGCACGUAAGCUUUCAGUAGUAUUGCUUACAAGUUUAGAAUAAUAAAUGUUGUUUGGUUUUUUCAAGUGUUCUUAACGCGAGCAUGUAAAAAUUUUAUAUGGCAACGACUGGU
Messenger RNA from Cornus florida, 1277 nucleotides. RefSeq names its product trans-resveratrol di-O-methyltransferase-like. Gene Ontology annotation, biological process: methylation. The transcript has 2 exons. NCBI's taxonomy places the organism in Eukaryota, Viridiplantae, Streptophyta, Magnoliopsida, Cornales, Cornaceae. The record is from RefSeq and is a predicted model, not a curated record. Bases 28 to 1113 code for a protein of 361 amino acids. Gene Ontology annotation, molecular function: S-adenosylmethionine-dependent methyltransferase activity; protein dimerization activity; O-methyltransferase activity.